GCUUAUGUCAUAACUAUUGUUGUUUGGAUGUAUUUCUCACGCAGUUUCACAAAGAUAAAAUAAAAUGAAAACAAAGGGGAUAUUUUUUAUUUUUUUCCCUUUUUUCUUUAUUCUUUUUAUUUUUCUCUAACCCUCCCCUUUUCUCUUAAAUAAAAGUAUAAAAAUGUACUCACCCAAUCAACAAGACUAUAACCUUGAAAGUGAUCACUUUACGAAUCAAGGUAUGUCGGGUACACCACACACAACAGUCGGAGCGGUUCCUGUAGUACAACGCAACAAUAACAGAUUAUUUAAUCCAUCACACUAUCAUCAACGUCAAAAUUCAUUUGGUACGGUUGCUUCUGCCAUGAGCCCUCCUUCACAUCGUAACGCAGGUAUGGCCUUUUCAAACGAGAAUCAACAAAACUGGUUUGGAACAAGUAUGGAUUCAAAUGGCUCCUCUUUUGGUCAAUCUCCUAUCUUUCAUGGUAAUAACAGAGAUUUGAUCGUCUCUCCCUCUACCUCAUCUAGUCAUCUUGAUGGCUUUACAGGUAAUGAUGAGGAUGAAGGUCAACAAAGAAACUUGCAAGAAAUGUUUGAAAAGAGACGCCGGAGAAGAGAGUCUCAUAAUGCAGUUGAAAGAAGAAGAAGAGAUAAUAUCAACGAACGUAUCCAUGAAUACUAUAGUUGAUGAAACGAAGACAGAAAAUGUGAUACAUGCUCUCUGAGCCACGCUUUAUUUUUCCUUUUUUCAAUAAACAAAUAUGUCCC
Mucor mucedo is the source of this 750-nucleotide messenger RNA. RefSeq lists its product as uncharacterized. The transcript is spliced from 3 exons. The coding region runs from base 164 to 670 and encodes 168 amino acids. The record is from RefSeq and is a predicted model, not a curated record. Lineage: Eukaryota; Fungi; Mucoromycota; Mucoromycetes; Mucorales; Mucoraceae. Gene Ontology annotation, molecular function: protein dimerization activity.